AUGUUCCGAACGAUCCUUUCAAUCCUACUUAUCGCAUCUUCGGCCAAAGCCUUUGUUACAAAUGGAAAUUCAAUGAGAACGUCCGCAAUGCUAUUGCAAGAUCAAUCCAUGGCAUUUGAUGAAAAGGUGGCAAUAUUGGCAGCGAGAGAAUUUCAAUUGGAAGAAAAGGAAGACAAAGAUGUCGAACAAACUCGCAUUUGGUUAAACCCAGACGGCACUGUCACUCUAUCAGAUACCGAUGGACCCAAAUUUGUUGGAUACGAAGGACGAUGGUCCAUGGUCGAUGAAGCUUCAAAUCCCUUUCGAAUGCUCCUGUAUCGGAAAUAUGGAGGUGGAAUGAAGCAGAUACAUUCAACGGAUAUGGGUGAAUUUGAUUAUACCGUCAGACGUGAAUUCAAAGGGGAUCUGAAUAUGAUUGGAAGCACUGUCAACGUGGAAGGGGUAGUCAACUUGUUGGACGAAAAUGGUGGGUCGGGCUAUGAAGUUGGCUACUUUGCAUUGAUUGAUAAUUCAGCGGAUUUAGAGCAGUAA
Messenger RNA from Cylindrotheca closterium, 531 nucleotides. The record is from the annotation of a GenBank genome assembly. Lineage: Eukaryota; Bacillariophyta; Bacillariophyceae; Bacillariales; Bacillariaceae.